Messenger RNA from Setaria italica (foxtail millet), 981 nucleotides. RefSeq names its product remorin. NCBI's taxonomy places the organism in Eukaryota, Viridiplantae, Streptophyta, Magnoliopsida, Poales, Poaceae. The transcript has 5 exons. The record is from RefSeq and is a predicted model, not a curated record. Bases 161 to 637 code for a protein of 158 amino acids.
AGACAAAAGCAUUUCUUUUCUCCUCUUUCCAAAAGAUGUCUUUGAUUAGUGUAACGCGUAAGCUCUACUGCUACUCAGCAUUAAGGCUUCUAAAAGGGGCAGAGGGAGGUUAGCAGUUCUUCGUGUCAGUCUUAGCUCGUGCCAGGGGAGAGAGAGGUCCAUGGAGCCCAAGGAGGCGACGAAUGCGGAUAUGGUGGCGCCGGCGGCCGGAGCCAAGAGUGGACCUCCAGUUCCAGUUGACAAUGCAGCAGCAGCUCCGGCUGACAGAGAUGCCGUUCUUGCAAAGGUGGAGAUGGACAGGAAGCUGUCGAUGAUCAAGGCUUGGGAGGAGAGCGAGAAGAGCAAAGCCGAGAACAAGGCUCAGAAGAAGAUGUCAUCCAUCAUGUCGUGGGAGAACACAAAGAAGGCGGCUGUGGAAGCAAAGCUUCGAACACGAGAGGAGAAGCUGGAGAAGAAGAAGGCGGAGUACGCAGAGAAGAUGAGGAACCAGAUUGCGGCCAUCCACAAGGAGGCUGAAGAGAAGCGCGCGGCGGUCGAGGCCAUGCGACACGAGGCAAUUCUCAAGUAUGAGGACAUGGCGGCCAAGCACCGAUCCAAAGGGACCACCCCAGCAAAGAAAUUCCUGGGCUGUUUCUAGCUGGUGACUGGUGAGGAACGCAGUGUAUCAUACAGUUCAGUCAUGCUCUUGCACGCCCUGAAAGCGACCAGGUGCGAGAGCCUGAAGAAGCAAUUUGAUCUUCACAGCAUCUGAGGUUCAACUCUUCGGUUCUGCCUGGAAUGGCAUGAGCAGAACAGAACGCUUUAUGGUGGGAAGUAGUUCAUCACUUGCAGUUUUGGCUUGUUUUCGUGUGUGUAUGUUUUCGGCAUCUUGGCUAUUGUUCUGCUGUGUGUAUUGUUUGCUGAAGAUGUGCGUGCUUGUGGCUUUGCCUGCGCAGUGAGGUGUAAUUGUAUGUAUUGUAACUACCGAAAAAAAAUUUCAAA